AUUCGACAUUUAUUAGUGAAAAUCAUUGUAAAAAAGCGCCAAAAUUGUGAACAACUAUUUCUAAACAAUACACAAAAUUAAUAAAUAUAUUAAUAAUUAACAAAAUAAACAAUAAUCUAUAAUUAAAUUCAAUUACAAUGGAUCAAUAUCCAGAUGAAAAUGAAGAGUUUGAAUUACAAUAUCAAGAUGAAUUGGAAUUAAUGGAUGAUUUCCCGCCCGAAGAACAAAAUGAUUACCGUCCUGCUGUGGCGGUCAACAGUACCCAAAUAAAACCGGGCCUUAGUCAAGUUACCCUAAAUUCUCCACAAUUGUCGCAAAUCAGUUUCAAUGGUGAUGAUACGCAAAUUUCCACACUGGCUGGACCAGUUAAUCGGCGUUUGUUUGGUACCCCCAAACAGUCGCAUACACGAGGAGCCUCUACCCCCUUAGUGGCUAAAAGUAAAAUGCCUCCUAUACAAGAAGUAAUCGAUAUCGAUGAUAUGGGACCCUCCACCGCCAAUAAAGCUUUAGAAGAGUUAGAAAGAGCCACCCUGAAACGCAAACGCUUGGAAAGAGAUCUAUUUGGUAAUAUUGAUGAUAUUUUUGGCAAUGAAACCUAUGAAGAUCCAGAAGCUAAAAAAGCACGCACGGAAGAGGAAAGAGAUUUGGAAAUUAUUGAGAAAAUUUUAGAAACCCGCAAAAAACUACAAGAGCAGAGUAAGGCAGUGCGUAAAGACAACUUAUCACGUUUGGAAGCUUUGCAUGCUUUCAAAAUGAGAAAUCUUUCUUAUACCAUACCCCAGUGGCCAUUUAUGCCCCUUAGACGUAGUGAUGAUGAAAGAGUGUAUGUUAGAUUUCAUUCUGAAGAUUAUGAAACAAAAGCUAUAAAUGAAAUAACAGCAGCACCCACCAUAGGCAGCCUUUUGGGUGAAAACAAACAGAAGAUAUGGGAUGAAGCCAACGAAUUAAUACUGAAAAGAGCUAAUUCUAAAGCAAAGGAAACACAAGAAGUCAUAGUUGUUGAACCCACCUCGGAUAAAGAUACACGUUUAUGGGUAGAGAAAUAUAAACCGCGCAAAUAUAUAGAUCUUUUAUCUGAUGAAAUGACCAAUAGAAGUUUAUUAUAUUGGUUGAAAAUGUGGGAUAAGGUGGUAUUUGGCAAAGAAUUCAAAGCCUUGCAAGCUAAUGCUAAUAAUAACGGUGAACUUAAUACCUUUAAUAAACGUACUGGCAAAUUUGAAUCUACGGGUGGUUGGCGUCCACGUAAAUCUAAACAAUUUCUUAAUACAAAUGUUGAUGAAAUGGGCCGGCCCAUGCAAAAAGUGGCCUUAUUGUGUGGCCCUCCAGGUCUGGGUAAAACUACUCUAGCUCAUACCAUAGCACGACAUGCAGGCUAUAAUGUACGCGAAAUUAAUGCCUCCGAUGAUCGCAGUCCAGAGGCUUUUAAAAUGGCUUUAGAAAAUGGUACACAAAUGACCUCAGUAAUGAAUGAAUCGAAAAAACCUAACUGUAUUAUAUUGGAUGAAAUUGAUGGUGCUCCUCGUCAGUCUAUAGAGUUUCUGGUUAAAUUUGUUACGGAUAGUGUACAGAGUAAGGCGAAAGCGAAAGGUGGCAAGGCAACACAUAAUAUUUUAAAACGUCCUAUUAUAUGUAUUUGUAAUGAUGUUUAUGAUCCCGCUUUGAGACCUUUAAGACAGAUAGCUUUUGUGGUAACUUUUCCGCCUAUAGAUUCCGCACGUCUGGCCGAACGUUUAGUGCAGGUGGCACAAACUGAACGUUUAAAGACGGACUUUGGAACACUGAUAUCUUUGGCGGAAAAAUCUGGCAAUGAUGUACGCUGUUGUAUAUCAACCAUGCAGUUUUUUAGCGCCCAAAAGAAUGCUUUAAAACUGCAAGAUGUUUUAAAUAACAAUCUGGGACAAAAAGAUCGUCAUCAAGGUUUAUUUGAUGUUUGGGGUUCAAUAUUCAGAAUACAACGUCCUAAAAAACAAUUAACAGAGGCACGCGGUGAGGAAGAAGCUCAAGUAACAAUGACAGAUAUGUCUAUAAGUACAAGAGUACGUCAUACCCUAGAUGUAGUACAUUCUGGAGGAGAUUAUGGAAGAUUAAUGCAGGGUGUUUAUGAAAAUUAUUUACAACAAAAAAUGCCUGAUCCCGAUUUAAAUGGUGUAGUAGAGGCUACUCAAUGGUUUUGUUUCUCGGAUAUGGUACAACAGCAAAUAAAUCAUUUACAAAAUUAUACUGUAUAUCCAUAUUUACAAUAUGGUUUCGUUAUAUGGCAUUUGUUAUUUGCUUCUUUGGCUUGGCCUAAAAUAAAUUUCCCCACUAAAGGAUAUGAGUUUCAACAGAAAUUGACUACACAAAAGAAUAUAUUUCAAGCUUUACGUAAAUCGUUUACUGCCAGCACAGUGGGCAUAGGCCAGGGUAGUGCAGUGUUAUUGGAAACAGUACCUUUAUUAAAGUAUAUAUUAUCGCCACAAUUAAGAUCGGUGGCCAUACAAUUAUUAUCACAAAAAGAACAAGCCGACUUAAAGCAUUGUGUAGAAAUAAUGGUAGAUUUGGGCAUAACUUAUACACAAGUUAAAUCAGCCGAUGGUCCCUAUAUCUUUCGCAUGGAACCUGAUAUAGAUACUAUCAUGCAAUUUCCUAAUUUUCCGGGAGUAUCACUCUCUUACUUUGGCCGUCAACUAGUAUCUCGUGAGGUAGAAUUAGAACGCAUACAUCGUUCAACACCAAAAAUCAUAGGACCCGCUAAAUCAGCCGCUGCAGCAAAACCUUCAAUAAAAACUACAUCUCCCACUAAUUUACCCAAUCAUUUGCAACGUCUUAAACCAAAACGUAUUGAAACUUCUGCAAAAUCCAAGGCAAAUACUGAAGUGGUCUCUAAGGAUUUCUUUGGUCGUAUACAGCGUAAAAGCGCUGCACAAACAUUGGCAGAGGAAUCUAAAUCUGAUCCAAUUGUUAAAAGUCCCAUUUGGUAUCGUUACAAGGAGGGUUUCAAUAAUGCUGUACGCAAAGAUAUUCAUAUGAAUGAAUUAUUGUAACAGCUUAUACGUACAUUAAUAUAGUUAGUUUUACUCUUCUUUAAAUAUAAAAUAUUAUAUUAGUUUUAUAUGUAUUUAUGUAAUUAAAAUGUUUUAAUAAAAAGUUUUUUAUAAUUAUU
Molecule: messenger RNA, 3142 nt
Organism: Lucilia sericata (common green bottle fly)
Lineage: Eukaryota; Metazoa; Arthropoda; Insecta; Diptera; Calliphoridae
Gene: cutlet
Product: chromosome transmission fidelity protein 18 homolog
Exons: 11
Coding region: 138-3023 (961 amino acids)
Molecular function (GO): ATP hydrolysis activity; ATP binding
Source: RefSeq, a predicted model, not a curated record